This is a messenger RNA of Kogia breviceps (pygmy sperm whale), 3910 nucleotides long. RefSeq names its product chloride channel accessory 2 (gene CLCA2). Gene Ontology annotation, biological process: chloride transport. Gene Ontology annotation, cellular component: plasma membrane. Lineage: Eukaryota; Metazoa; Chordata; Mammalia; Artiodactyla; Physeteridae. The record is from RefSeq and is a predicted model, not a curated record. Gene Ontology annotation, molecular function: intracellularly calcium-gated chloride channel activity.
CUUUUCAAGUUCAGGAAGAAACUACCUGCUCCGCCAUUGACAACUUGGCACAAUGUGCCCAGCAGGACCAGUGUGAGUAAACCAGAGGGUUUUCUGCAACAUGACCCACGGGGACAGUGCAGGUCCUGUUUGCAGCCUGAAGUUUGUGACCCUCCUGGUGGUCCUAGGUCCAGAACUCCUAUUCCUGGGAGCCGGAGUGCAGCUUCAAGAAAAUGGGUAUAAUGGAUUACUUGUUGCAAUCAAUCCUCAGGUAUCCGAGGAUCAGAACCUCAUCCCAAACAUUAAGGAAAUGAUAACUGAAGCUUCUUAUUACCUAUUCAAUGCUACCAAGAGAAGAGUGUUUUUCAGAAAUAUAAAGAUUUUAAUACCUGCCACAUGGAAAGCAAAUAAUUACAGCAAAGUAAAACAAGAAUCAUAUGAAAAGGCAAAUGUCAUAGUGACUGACUGGUAUGGGGCACAUGGAGAUGAUCCAUAUACCUUGCAAUACACAGGGUGUGGAAAAGAGGGAAAAUACAUUCAUUUCACACCUGACUUUCUACUAAAUGAUGACUUAACAGCUGGCUAUGGAUCACGAGGCAGAGUGUUUGUUCAUGAAUGGGCUCAUCUCCGUUGGGGUGUGUUUGAUGAAUAUAACAAUGAGAAACCUUUCUACAUAAAUGGGCAAAAUCAAAUUAAAGUAACAAGGUGUUCAUCUGACAUCACAGGCAUUUUCUUGUGUGAAAGAGGCCCUUGCGCCCAAGAAAACUGUAUUAUUAGCAAGAUUUUCAAAGAAGGAUGCAUGUUUAUAUACAAUAGCACCCAAAAUGCAACUGCAUCGAUAAUGUUCAUGCCAAGUUUAUCUUCUGUGGUUGAAUUCUGUAAUGCAAGUACCCACAACCAAGAGGCUCCAAACCUGCAGAACCAAAUGUGCAGCCUCAGAAGUACCUGGGAUGUAAUCACAGACUCUGACGACUUUAAUAACAGUUUUCCCAUGAAAGGGACUGAGCUUCCGCCUCCUCCCACGUUCUCUCUCAUACAGGCUGGAGACAAAGUGGUCUGUUUAGUGCUGGAUGUGUCCAGCAAGAUGGCAAAGGCUGACAGACUCCUUCAACUGCAACAAGCAGCAGAAUUUUACUUGAUGCAGAUUGUUGAAAUUCAUACCUUUGUGGGCAUUGCUAGUUUUAAUAGCAAAGGGACAAUCAGAGCCCAGCUACACCAAAUUAACAAUGAUGAUGACCGAAAGCUCCUGGUUUCGUAUCUGCCUGCCACUGUGUCAGCUGAAGCAGAAACCAGUGUCUGCUCAGGGCUGAAGAAGGGAAUUGAGAUGGUUGAAAAACUGAAUGGAAAAGCCUUCGGCUCUGUGAUGAUACUAGUGACCAGUGGAGAUGAUGAGCAUAUCACCAACUGCUUCCUCACUGUGCUCAGCAGUGGUUCAACUAUUCAUACCAUUGCUCUGGGUUCAUCUGCGGUCAAAAACCUGGAGGAAUUAUCACAUCUUACAGGAGGUUUAAAGUUCUUUGUUCCAGAUAAAUCAAAUUCCAGUAGCAUGCUUGAUGCUUUCAGUAGAAUUUCCUCUGGAACUGGAGACAUUUUUCAACAACAUAUUCAGCUUGAAAGUAUAGGUGAAUAUGUUAAACCUCGCCAUCAACUGAAAAACACUGUGACUGUGGAUCACAGUGUGGGCAAUGACACUACCUUUCUAGUCACAUGGCAGACCAGUGGUCCCCCUGAGAUUGUAUUAUUUGAUCCUAAUGGAAGAAAAUACUACACAGAUGAUUUUACCACCAAUCUAGCUUUUCGGACUGCUCGCCUCUGGAUUCCAGGAACUGCUAAGCCCGGGCUAUGGACUUACACGCUGAACAAUACCUAUCAUUCUCCUCAAGCCUUGAAAGUGACAGUGACCUCUGGUGCCUCCCGCUCAGCCGUGCCCCCUGCCACUGUGGAAGCCUUUGUGGAAAGAGACAGCACCCAUUUUCCCCAUCCUGUGACAAUUUAUGCAAUUGUGAGAAAGGGGUUUUAUCCCAUUCUCAAUGCCACUGUAACUGCUACAAUUGAGUCAGAGACUGCAGAUCCUGUUAUGCUGAAACUUUUUGAUGAUGGAGCAGGUGCUGAUGUUAUAAAAAAUGAUGGAAUUUACUCGAGGUAUUUUUUCUCCUUUGCUGUAAAUGGUAGAUAUAGCUUGAAAGUGCAUGUCAAUCAUUCUCCCAGCAUAAGCGCCCUAGCCCACUCUAUUCCAGGAAGUCAUGCUAUGUACGUACCAGGUUACAUAACAAAUGGUAAUAUUCAGAUGAAUACCCCAAGAAAAUUGGUGGGCAGGAGAGAGGAAGAGCAAAAGUGGGGCUUCAGUCGAAUAAGCUCAGGGGGUUCUUUUUUUGUGCUGGGCAUUCCAGCUGACCCACAUCCUGAUGUGUUUCCACCAUGCAAAAUUAUUGACCUGGAAGCUGUAAAAGUAGAAGAAGAGGUGACUUUAUCUUGGACAGCACCUGGAGAAGACUUUGAUCAGGGCCAGGCCAACAGCUAUGAAAUAAGAGUGAGUAAAAGUCUACAGAAUAUUCAAGAUGACUUUCACAAUGCCAUUUUAGUGAAUACAUCAAAGUUAAAUCCUCAGCAAGCUGGUACCAAGGAGAUAUUUACAUUCUCAUCAGAGUUUUUCACAAAUGGACCUGAACAUCAACCUGAUGGAGAGACACAAAAAAGUCACAGAAUUUAUGUGGCAAUACGAGCAGUAGAUAGGAACUCCUUAAAGUCUGCUGUAUCUAAUGUUGCUCAGGUAUCUCUGUUGAUUCCCCCAAAUUCUACUCCUGUAUUUGCCAGAGAUAAUCUUAUAUUGAAAGGAGUUUUGACAGCAAUGGGUUUUAUAGGAAUCAUUUGCCUCACCAUAGUUGUAACACACUGUGUUUUAAACAGGAAAAAGAGAGCAGACAAGAAAGAGAAUGAAACAAAAUUAUUAUGAACAAAUGUGCAGAGUACUUUCCCUCUUACAUAUAAGACCCAUGGCUUUUGCACUUUACAAAAACAAGCCAAUAAAGUCAAAUUAACAUCAGAUUAUUAAAAAUGCUUUGAGUUUUUGUGUAGUAUAGAUCAGAUUUUUACAUGGUAAAUAGACAAAAAAAUCUUUUAUAACACUAAUGGAGGCAGAAGGGAAUUAGAAAACCUUUAAGCUUUGGCUAUGGACAAAAAAAUAAAAGUUAUUCUCUAAGGUAAUGUAUUUAAAGGCAAAGGCAAUGGCAAAAUUGAAUCAGAGUCAAUAAAAGCUUGCCUUAUUGAAGAAAAAUAAUAGCCCAAGUAGAGAAAAGGAAGUUAGGCCUGAAUGAUAUAGUAUAACUAUCUAUGUGAAGCAAUUGUUUAGUUGCUAUGAUUAAUUUUUAAUUCCCCUUUAUCUGUUCAGAACAGGUUGCUUGUUAAUGACUAAAGAUCACGCUGUAUUUUACAUAUGAAGUGCCUAUUGUAAAGUUCUUUACCUCUUUCCAUUUGGUUAACUAUACUACAGAUAGAUCCCACUGAUAGUGCUCAAAGAGAUGUUGGUUCACUAUAAGAGUUAACCUUAAAAUGUAGGUAUUAUCCUUGUCCCCUGACACUGGUUUUAUAACAGAGGCCUAUUGAAUUUAUUGUUUAUAACUUUCUACUCUCAUCAAAGCAGGUUUCCAAGUUAUUUGCCUUGGCUGGUAUUCAAGGAAAAUGGUUAUAGUUUUCAUAAGACUUUAGAUAAAGAAUGAAAGACAUAGUUCUGAGCUUAUUUUAAAACAUAUCAAUAUAUAGGCUAUAUAAUUUUAUUCACUUUCAAACAAGGAAGAGGUGACAGGGAGGGACGGACCUUUGGACAUUUUUAACUGAUUCUGGUUUUUUUUUGUUGUUGUUUAAAUAAGACUACAGGAAUCCUUUUCCCACAAAGGGUGAUUUACCUACAGGUAUUAACCUACAGGGGUGGAGG